AUGGAGGGAGUGAGCGCGCUGCUGGCCCGCUGCCCCACGGCCGGCCUGGCCGGCGGCCUGGGGGUCACGGCGUGCGCCGCCGCUGGCGUGCUGCUCUACCGAAUCGCGCGGAGGAUGAAGCCAACACACACCAUCGUCAACUGCUGGUUCUGCAACCAGGACACAGUGGUGCCCUACGGGAACCGUAACUGCUGGGACUGCCCCCACUGUGAGCAGUACAACGGCUUCCAGGAGAAUGGUGACUACAACAAGCCGAUCCCCGCACAGUACCUGGAGCACCUCAACCACGUGGUGAGCGGCUCGCCGGGCCCGCGUGCCCCCGCCCAGCCCCCGCAGUGGGUGAGCAGCCAGGUGCUGCUCUGCCGGCGGUGCAGCCACCACCAGACCACCAAGAUCAAGCAGCUGGCCGCCUUCUCGCCGCGCGACGAGGGCAGGUACGACGAGGAGGUCGAGGUGUACCGGCACCACCUGGAGCAGAUGUACAAGCUGUGCCGGCCGUGCCAGGCAGCCGUGGAGCACUACAUCAAGCACCAGAACCGCCAGCUGCGCGCCCUGCUGCUCAGCCACCAGUUCAAGCGCCGGGAGGCCGACCAGACCUACACGCAGAGCUUCUGCACAUCUGCGGUGAAGUCCCCAGCGCAGGUCAUCGUGCUCCGGGCCCUCGCCUUCCUGGCCUGUGCCUUCCUGCUCACCACCGCGCUCUACGGCACCAGCAACCCCUUUGUCCCGGGAGCCCCGCUUCCCCCUGCCAUGCCACCUGGUAGCAAUGGCUCGGCCCCACCAGACAACGGAACAGCCACUGGGGCCGAGGGCUGGCGGCAGCUGCUGGGGCUGCUGCCCGAGCACGCGGCCGAGAAGCUGCGCGAGGCCUGGGCCUUCGGGCAGAGCCACCAGAUGGGCGUCGUGGCACUGGGCCUGCUCACCUGCCUGCUGGCCAUGCUGCUGGCCGGCCGCAUACGGCUCCGGAGGAUCGAUGCCUUCUCCAGCGGCCUGUGGGCCCUGCUGCUGGGGCUGCACCUGGCCGAGCAACACCUGCAGGCUGCCUCGCCCCGCUGGCUGGACACGCUCAAGCUCAGCACCACGUCCCUGUGCUGCCUGGUGGGCUUCACGGCAGCCGUGGCCACAAGGAAGGCGACGGGCCCGCGGAGGUUCCGGCCCCGAAGGUGCUUCCCAGGAGACUCCGCCGGCCUCUUCCCCACCGGCCCCAGCCUGGCCGUCCCCUGCCCAAGCCUGAGCAUCACGGGCCCCUCGCCAUCUUUGUUCGUCCCCGCCCCGCCCGGCUUCCUGCCCAUCGCCAACCAGCAGCUGUUCCGGUCCCCACGCCGGGCCUCGCCCUCCUCGCUACCCGGCCGUCUCAGCCGGGCCCUCUCGCUGGGAACCAUCCCCUCUCUGACACGAGCAGACUCAGGGUACCUGUUUAGCGGGAGCCGCCCUCCAUCUCAGGUGUCCCGACCCGGGGAGGUCUCAGUUUCAGAUUAUUUCUCUCUGCUGUCAGGCAGCUGCCCCUCCUCCCCGGUCCCUUCCCCGGCGCCCUCCGUGGCCGGCUCGGUGGCCUCCAGCGCCGGCUCCCUGCGCCACCGCCGGCCCCUCAUCAGCCCGGCCCGGCUCAACCUGAAGGGGCAGAAGCUGCUGCUGUUCCCGUCACCCCCUGGAGACGCCCCCCACACCCCCAGCAGCUCCGACGAACACUCGCCCCACAACGGCAGCCUCUACACCGUCGAGUCGCCCCCGGCCCCACAGAGGCAGCCGGCGCGGGACAUGAAGCACACGGCGGACACGAAGUCAGUGCCAGAAGGGGGCAGCAGCUGUAGCAGCCGCUCCAUCAAGAAAGAGGAUGACUCAUCCCAGUCCUCCUGUGUGGUGGACACCACCACCCGAGGGUGUGCCGAGGAGCCCACCAGCUGGCGAGGUCGUUUUGGCCCCUCCGUGAUCCGGGGCCUCCUGGCCAUGAGCUUGACCGCCAACGCCCUCUUCACCUCGGCCUACCUGUACCAGAGCCUGCGCUGA
Molecule: messenger RNA, 2007 nt
Organism: Rangifer tarandus platyrhynchus (Svalbard reindeer)
Lineage: Eukaryota; Metazoa; Chordata; Mammalia; Artiodactyla; Cervidae
Source: the annotation of a GenBank genome assembly